AUGGGCCAUCUCACUACCGUCGCUACCUGCACCCUGAACCAAUGGGCCCUUGAUUGGGAGGGCAAUACAGCCCGAAUCAUAGAGUCCAUCAAGCGUGCAAAGCAGGCUGGUGCCAAGCUGAGAGUAGGCCCGGAGCUGGAGAUCUCUGGAUAUGAUUGCCUUGAUCAUUUCCUCGAGAACGAUGUCUACCUUCAUUCUUGGGAAAUGAUGGCACGAAUUCUCGCUGAUGAAGAAUGCCAUGGGAUUUUACUGGACAUUGGGAUGCCAAUCAUGCACAGGAAUCUUCGCUUCAACUGCAGAGUUAUCGCAAUAGAUGGCAAGAUCUUACUCAUUCGUCCCAAAAUCUGGCUGGCAAACGAUGGGAACUAUCGCGAAAUGAGGUACUUCACUCCAUGGGAACGUCCCCGGCAUGUGGAGGACUAUUACCUCCCACGAAUCAUCCAGAGGCUUCAAGGCAGUACGAAAGUUCCCUUUGGAGACGCUGUCAUUUCAACCCCAGAUACGUGCCUGGGCGCGGAGACAUGCGAGGAGCUAUUCACACCCGCUGGACCACACGCAGACAUGGGGUUGAACGGCGUUGAGAUUUUCACGAACAGUUCUGGAUCCCAUCAUAAUUUAAGAAAGCUUGAUCAACGUGUUUCCCUGAUCCUCGAGGCUACUCGGAAAAGUGGAGGAAUAUAUCUUUAUUCAAACUUACAAGGAGGGGGCGGGGAACGACUGUACUACGAUGGAUGCAGCAUGAUUGUCGUUAAUGGCGAGAUCGUCGCUCAGGGAACCCAGUUCUCUUUGAACGAUGUCGAAGUGGUCACUGCAACCGUCGAUUUAGAGGAGGUUAGGGCGUUCCGGUUUGCACCCAGUCGAGGGUUGCAGGCGGUCCGCGCUCCUGAAUACAGACGUAUCGAGACUUCUUUCAGCCUAUCUGCGGAAAGUGACCAGUUAGACCCCGGUCUCUCUCCAUCGCCCCGACUCGACGUCCGAUACCAUCUCCCUGAGGAGGAGAUUGCCUUUGGCCCUGCAUGCUGGCUGUGGGAUUAUCUACGUCGUUCCCAACUUGCUGGGUUCCUCGUUCCCUUGAGCGGUGGAAUCGACUCAUGCGCCACUGCUAUCAUAGUUUUUUCGAUGUGCCGUCUUGUUAUAGAAGCAAUUGAAAAGGGGAACCAGCAAGUCGUCACUGACGUUAAGCGGAUUGCUGGAGUGUAUGAGAAGGAAGGCUGGUUGCCCAAAACACCCCAAGAGCUGUGUUAUAACAUUUUCCACACCGUCUAUAUGGGCAUGGCAUCGCAGUCCUCCAAGGAGACGAGAAGCAGGGCCAAAGACCUAUCGAAGGCAAUUGGCGCAUAUCAUGUUGACCUCAACAUUGACGAUAUUUUCAAUGCUCAGAAGGACACCUUUGCUAAAGCAACAGGAUUCGACCCCAAGUUCAAAGUUUAUGGUGGCACCCAGGCGGAAAAUCUUGCACUUCAGAAUAUUCAGGCGCGAACUCGAAUGGUAACUGCGUACGAGUUCAGUCAAUUACUACCAACCGUCAGAAAGAGGCCUGGAGGAGGUGGAUUGCUAGUCCUUGGUAGUGCCAAUUGCGACGAGGCUCUUCGUGGUUACUAUACUAGAUACGACUGCUCGUCCGCCGACAUUAACCCAAUUGGUUCGAUCUCCAAGAAAGAUUUGAAACUAUUUAUUGCGUGGGCGCAAAAGGAAUUCGAACUCCCAAUUCUCGUGGAUUUUCUCAAUGCCACACCCACAGCAGAACUGGAGCCCAUAACGAAAGAUUAUGUGCAAGCGGAUGAAGUGGAUAUGGGCAUGACGUAUGAUGAGCUGUCGACGUUCGGAAUCUGCCGUAAAGUAUUGAAAUUGGGCCCAUAUAGCAUGUUUGAGAAGUUGCUGCACGAGUGGAAGGGCUUGAAGCCGCGAGAUAUAGCAACAAAGGUCAAAAGAUUCUAUCACUAUUACGCUGUUAAUCGGUUUAAAAUGACGACCUUGACCCCGUCGUACCAUGCAGAAUCAUAUUCGCCAGAUGAUAAUCGAUAUGAUCUUCGUCCAUUCUUACUUCCACCUCAGUACUCGAGCCUCCCGUUCAAGAAAAUUGAUGAACUGGUGGAUAAAAUAGAAAAUAGCGAGAAAGGCGAGAGUUCAUCUAAGUGAACCAUUUUGUAUAUAAAACAGUUUUGUACACGAUGAAUGGCUCAAUAGACAUUGACUCUGG
Messenger RNA from Coccidioides immitis RS, 2200 nucleotides. RefSeq names its product NAD+ synthetase. Gene Ontology annotation, cellular component: cytoplasm. Gene Ontology annotation, biological process: NAD+ biosynthetic process. NCBI's taxonomy places the organism in Eukaryota, Fungi, Ascomycota, Eurotiomycetes, Onygenales, Onygenaceae. The transcript has 8 exons. Bases 1 to 2139 code for a protein of 712 amino acids. Gene Ontology annotation, molecular function: glutaminase activity; ATP binding; NAD+ synthase (glutamine-hydrolyzing) activity. The record is from RefSeq and is a predicted model, not a curated record.